GAGCCAAUGAAUCUCCAGUACUACUCAUCAAUUUUCUUGGGAAGGCUUAGAAGCCUAUUGCUUCUGAUCUGUUCAAUAGAACUUGUAAAUGCAGAAGUCCAGGGUUAGCCAUAGAGCAGUUAUCUGCUUCUGGCUUUCUCUGCUGUUCGUGGUAACAGACAUUUGCUGCGGAGAGCUGGGGACAGUCGAGGUUGUUGGGAUAGGAGAAUGCGCAGACUGCAAUCAGAAUAACAUUAAGAGCGGCCAUGCUUUCUCUGGGCUACGUGUGACUAUAGAUUGCAAAUCAGAGAAUGGCCACUUCAAAACAAAAGGGACUGGUGUGCUUGAUAGCAAGGGAAACUUCAAAGUGUCACUUCCUCAAGAGAUGAUAAAAGGUGGUGAAUUGAAGGAAGAAUGCUAUGCUCAGCUUCACAGUGCUUCAUCUGCUCCUUGUCCUACUCAUGACGGCUUGAAAAACUCCAAAAUUGAGGUUAACUCAGAAAAUGGCAAGCAAACCCUUAGGCCAUGUGGAACAGUCAAGUUCUCAUCAGUAACUUGCACUUCAGCAUUCUUUUGGCCUUUCCACAACUUCCCUCCUUUACCUAAACCACCACCUCUACCAAAACCUCAUCAUCCUUUGUUCCCUAAGCUUCCACCUUUUAAACACUUUGGCCAUCCUUUCCCCUUCCCUCAUCAUAAAGUCUUCCCACCUCUCCCUCCAAAGGUCUUCCCACCUCUACCUCCAAAGGUUUUCCCUCCUAUUUACGAGAAGCCUCUCCCUCCUCCUGUCCCGGUCUAUAAACCUAUCCCUCCUCAUGUGCCUGUGUACAAUAAGCCUUUUCCUCCUCCUAUAAUUUACAAGCCUCCACCAAUACCAGCAUACAAGAAGCCUUGUCCUCCUCCUAUGCCAAUAUAUAAGAAGCCUCCACCAGUACCAGAAUACAAGAAGCCUCUUCCUCCUCCUGUGCCUGUAUAUGUAAAUCCUCCACCAGUACCAGUAUAUAAGAAACCUCUUCCUCCUCCUGUGCCUGUUUAUGUAAAGCCUCCACCAGUGCCAGAAUAUAAGAAACCUCUUCCUCCUCCUGUGCCUGUUUAUGUAAAGCCUCCACCAGUGCCAGUAUACAAGAAGUCUUGUCCUCCUCCUGUGCCAAUAUAUAAGAAGCCUCCACCAGUGCCAGAAUACAAGAAGCCUCUUCCUCCUCCUGUGCCUGUAUAUGUAAAUCCUCCACCCGUACCAGAAUAUAAGAAACCUCUUCCUCCUCCUGUGCCUAUUUAUGUAAAGCCUCCACCAGUGCCAGAAUAUAAGAAACCUCUUCCUCCUCCUGUGCCUAUAUACAAGGAGCCUCCGCCAGUGCCAGUAUAUAAGAAACCUCUUCCUCCUCCUGUGCCUAUAUACAAGGAGCCUCCGCCAGUGCCAGUAUAUAAGAAACCUCUUCCUCCGCCAGUUCCAGUAUAUAAGAAACCUCUUCCUCCUCCAGUUCCUUUCUUCCAUAAGCCACAUCCAUUUUUCAAGAAGCCACUUCCUCCUAUUCCACCAUUUUUCAAGCCCCAUCCUUUUCCUAAGAUUCUUCCACCACCAAUCCCAAUUUACAAGAAGCCACUUCCUCCUAUUCCACCAUUUUUCAAGCCUCAUCCUUUUCCUGAGAUUCUUCCACCACCAAUCCCAAUUUACAAGAAGCCACUUCCUCCUAUUCCACCAUUUUUCAAGCCUCAUCCUUUUCCUAAGAUUCUUCCACCACCAAUCCCAGUUUACAAGAAGCCACUUCCUCAUCCACACAUUCCAGUUUACAAGCAUCCACUUUAUAAACCUCUUCCUCCUUUCCCAAAGUUUCCUCCUUUCAAGAAGAAGCCUCUUCCUAAGCUUCCCCCACUUCCCAAGUUCCCUCCAAAGCAUUUCCAUCACCCUAAGUUUGGAAAAUGGCCUCCGCUGCCUCAUGUUCCUCCUCAUGCAUAGAGUACUAUUGUCGUACAACUAAACGGUGAAGUUCUCAUAAGCCAUACAGUACAAUAAGUUAAUAAAAGUUACUGGUUAUUUUUGUUAACUUAUUGUGCAAUCAUCCAAUAGGAAGGAAUUUCUCAAACUAGAGGACCAACAGAUUCACAUGCAUGGUUUCUUUCUGCUUUUUGCUUUCCGUAUCAUCAGAGAUCCAUGAAUAUUGUCGUAGCAAUAAAGCCGGCAUAAGAAAGUGGAUAGGAACGUGAAGAGUGAGUGUAGAGAAAAAAAUGGAAGCAAUGUUGCGAUUUGAAGCAGCUUUUAUUAUUGGAAAAUGUGUUGGUGGUUGUUGUUGGUUAUAUGCAAUGACUUUUUCUGCCUGUAUCCGUGCUUGCUUAUGUGAAUGCAGAAUGAUGAUGUUGAUAAUGAUGGGAAACAAACUGGCAUAUUUACAAUCUGCAUGUAAUUCCCAUUAAUUACUCCUAUCUGUUUUUGUUUUUGGUCAGUAUUACUCUGCAUAUCUAUCUAUAUUAUUCCUGGCUAGAUGCUUUA
Prosopis cineraria is the source of this 2464-nucleotide messenger RNA. RefSeq names its product proline-rich protein 4. The record is from RefSeq and is a predicted model, not a curated record. Bases 89 to 1933 code for a protein of 614 amino acids. NCBI's taxonomy places the organism in Eukaryota, Viridiplantae, Streptophyta, Magnoliopsida, Fabales, Fabaceae. The transcript has 2 exons.